Caretta caretta (loggerhead turtle) is the source of this 942-nucleotide messenger RNA. The record is from RefSeq and is a predicted model, not a curated record. Lineage: Eukaryota; Metazoa; Chordata; Testudines; Cheloniidae.
CGUACCAUGUCAGUGAUCAAUUCCACUAGGUCCCACCCCACAACAUUCCUCCUAAUCGGCAUCCCAGGCAUGGAGCAGGCGCACAUCUGGCUCUCCAUCCCCUUCUGUCUGAUGUACGUUGUUGCCCUUCUCGGGAACUCUGUCCUCCUAUUCACCAUCAUAACAGAGUCUAGUCUCCAUGAGCCCAUGUACAUCUUCCUAUCCAUGUUAACAGUGGCCGAUCUGCUGUUAUCGUCCUCCACGGUGCCGAAAACCCUAAGUGUUUUCUGGUCUCUCUCCAAGGAGAUCUCUUUCAAUGGCUGCCUCACCCAGAUGUUUUUCAUUUAUUUUAUUUUCAUUACCGAGUCGGCCAUCCUACUGGCCAUGGCCUUUGAUCGGUACGUUGCCAUCUGCGACCCCCUGCGGUACACAACUGUAUUAGCACACUCCGUGAUCAGGAAGAUAGCCAUGGCCGCUCUAACCAGGAGCUUCUGUAUAAUGUUCCCAGCCGUCUUUCUCCUUAAACGGCUCGACUACUGUGGACAUAAUAUUAUGCCUCACACGUACUGCGAGCACAUGGGUGUGGCCACGCUGGCCUGUGGGGACCUAACAGUCAAUAUUUGGUAUGGUUUAGCAGCUGGUUUCCUAUCAGCAGGAUUGGAUGCUCUCUUUAUUGCAGUCUCCUACGCUUCCAUCCUCAGGUCUCUCUUUAGGUUGCCAUCCCAGGGCAUCCAUCUCAAGGCUCUGAACACGUGCGGCUCCCACAUCUGUGUCAUAUUGAUGUUUUACACCCCAGCGUUUUUCUCUUGGAGCACCCAUCGGUUUGGCAGCCACAUCCCCCGCCAUACCCUCAUCCUACUGGCCAACCUCUAUGUCAUCAUCCCCCCCAUGCUGAACCCCAUCAUUUACGGGAUGAGGAGCAAACAGGUGUGGGAAGGAGUGACCCACGUCUUCUCACGUUGA